Messenger RNA from Lentinula edodes (shiitake mushroom), 769 nucleotides. RefSeq names its product SCF ubiquitin ligase. Gene Ontology annotation, molecular function: cullin family protein binding. Bases 53 to 541 code for a protein of 162 amino acids. Gene Ontology annotation, biological process: SCF-dependent proteasomal ubiquitin-dependent protein catabolic process; mitotic cell cycle. NCBI's taxonomy places the organism in Eukaryota, Fungi, Basidiomycota, Agaricomycetes, Agaricales, Omphalotaceae. The record is from RefSeq and is a predicted model, not a curated record. The transcript is spliced from 6 exons. Gene Ontology annotation, cellular component: cytoplasm; nucleus.
AUCCACACGGCCUUUUUCGUUCUCUCUUUCUCCAUCGUCGACUCCUGUGAAAAUGAUUGUCCUCAAAACAUCCGAUAACGAAACGUUCAAUGUUGACAGGGAGGUUGCUGAGCGUAGCGUUCUGAUCAAAAACAUGCUCGACGAUAUCGGUGAAGAUAGUGAUCAGGCUAUCCCUCUACCAAACGUAAACUCAAGCGUCUUGAAGAAGAUUUUGGAAUACUGCGAGCAUCAUCGUGGUGAGCCUCUGCCAGCAGCCGAUGCUGACCAGAGCCAGGACGAAACUCGGAAGCGUACCACAGACAUCAGCGAAUGGGAUCAGAAGUUCAUCACUGUCGACCAGGAGAUGCUUUUCGAAAUUAUUCUUGCCGCGAACUACCUGGAUAUCAAAUCUCUGCUUGACGUUGGGUGCAAAACUGUUGCGAACAUGAUCAAGGGUAAGACCCCUGAAGAAAUCCGGAAAUUGUUCAAUAUUUACAAUGACUUUACGCCUGAGGAAGAGGCUCAGAUCAAGAAGGAGAAUGAAUGGGCUGAGGAUCGAUAGAGUUGAUUGUUUUACUAGCAUUCCACUUCGUCUGUACUUAAUUUCAUAUUGCUUUCCUCUGUUCCGAACGUAUAUGAGCUGCAAGGCUCUUGUAUUUUUAACUUGCACUGGUCUGACUUCCCAGUAAAGGUUGAGAUCAAAGGACAGUAUUAGUUGAACGCGUGAUCGAGCUUAGACGAUAGUCUACGCAAGGCUAAUAGCAGGUGAGUGUAGCCUUCAAUGAUACAC